AUGGCCGCCCCGGCUGCCACGUCGGCCAACGCGCCAAAGGAGACGGUGUACGUCAACAACCUGUCGGAGAAGGUCAACCAGGAGGAGAUGAAGAAGUCGCUCUACGCCGUCUUCGCGCCCUUUGGCCCGAUCAUCGACAUUGUGCACUUCAAGAGCAACAAGAUGCGAGGGCAGGCGUUCGUCGUCUUCCGCGACGUGCCCGCCGCUUCGAGCGCGGUCCGCCAGAUGCAGGGCUUCCCCUUUUACGACAAGCCCAUGAAGCUCGACUAUGCAAAGGCCAACUUCUUUUGCUCUUCCCGUGAGCUCUCUCCUCAUUGCAAAGGUCAGCCAGGAGGAGAUGAAGAAGUCGCUCUCGCCGGUAUUCUGGCGAUUUGGAUCGUUUUUGGGGAGGGCCCCCCUGACGAGGUCCAAGAGGUGAGGGUCGGGAUUUUUUUUUUUCAGUUCCGCGGCUUCAAGGUGCGGCUGGUGCCGGGCAAGGCGGGGAUUGCCUUCGUCGAGUUCGAGUCGGAGAUGCAGUCGGGCGUCGCGAUGGGCGGACUGCAGGGCUUCAAGAUCACGCCAACCAACCUGAUGAAGAUCACGUACGCCAGGCGGUGA
This is a messenger RNA of Emiliania huxleyi CCMP1516, 597 nucleotides long. RefSeq lists its product as hypothetical. NCBI's taxonomy places the organism in Eukaryota, Haptophyta, Isochrysidales, Noelaerhabdaceae. The record is from RefSeq and is a predicted model, not a curated record. Gene Ontology annotation, molecular function: U1 snRNA binding. The coding region runs from base 1 to 597 and encodes 198 amino acids. The transcript is spliced from 4 exons. Gene Ontology annotation, cellular component: U1 snRNP. Gene Ontology annotation, biological process: mRNA splicing, via spliceosome.